Messenger RNA from Rotaria socialis, 822 nucleotides. The record is from the annotation of a GenBank genome assembly. Lineage: Eukaryota; Metazoa; Rotifera; Eurotatoria; Philodinida; Philodinidae.
AUGAUCAGUGGUCGAUUAAGCAAAAAAUUAGUUCCUAGGAUUCAUGAUCUUCGACAACUCUCCUCUGUUUGUAUCUAUUGCUGGGAUACAAAGGCAUGCAAACGCUGGGCUAAAGAGUAUUCUAAAAUAAAACGCGUUCACAAUCAACUCGAUAGUCUCAUUCUGCAAAUUAAAGCAGACCAAAAAGAUCGAGGAAAAGUGAAAGAACCAAUGUCGAUAAAUAUUUAUAAUGCUGGCAGCAAUGCGGAUAAAUCAACAACAGAACUUAAUGGUAAUUUUAUUCAUUCUCUAUUAUUGAUCGACGUUCUCAUCAGAUUACCAUCCAAUAAAACAGACCAACAGAAGCUCGUUGAAUUUUGUAAAGAUGAAUAUGCUGAUAACGAACCUCAACUAGAAAUUAUUCGUGGUUUUGAACGUAGUUAUCAAUCUAGAAAAGCUCUAUGGUGGUAUACGCGUAACACAUUUGUAUACAAGAUGUUAAAUAAAGCAUUGCGAAUACAAAAUACUGAACUCCUAUCAUUAUUUCGUUUCGUAAUUCGUGACAUACGUCAGCUACUAGAAAAAAAUCAAUGUCAAGAACCUAUUAAAGUGUAUCGAUAUCAAACAAUAUCAACUCAAGAAUUGGUUAAUCUUGAAAAAUCGAUCGCAUGCAUGAAAAAUGAUACUGACAAAAUCUGGAACAUUAAAAUGGAAUUAGCAGGUGAUGAUGACAAUGAUUCGGAAAGUCUGUUCAAUCGUCUGAAGAAAGAUUAUGGCGGUGGUGAGAAAGAAGUUGGUCGUCGAUCACUUGGUGAUGUACUACAAUUUAUGGGGGGAAAAUGA